AUGGCUUCCUUUGCGCGCGCCCUCGUUCCCCUGGCCAGGCCAGCACCGCCGUCGCGGUCGGUCUGCGCCCGGUGCCGCCGUACUUUCGUUUCCAGCCCAACACUCCAGGCCGGCCACAACAAAUGGAGCAAGAUUCGCCAUGACAAGGCUGUCAACGAUGCUAAGAAGAAUGCCACCCGCAAUCUGUUCGCCAAAAACAUCACCCUCUACUCAAAGCUCUAUGGCCCCGACCCCAACUUCAACCCCCAGCUAGCCACAGCUAUUGCCGCUGCCAAGAAGGCUGGCGUCCCCAAGGACAGAAUUGAGGCUGCUAUCGCCCGUGGUCAGGGCAAGUCAUCCGAAGGCAAAGCACUGGAGAGCUUGACUUUCGAGGCUGUAAUGCCCCCAUCUCUCGCCUUAAUCGUGGAGGUGGAAACUGAGAGCAAGCUCUAUGUGCUGCAGGAGCUGAACUCUAUGGUCAAGAAGAGGAAUGGCUCUGCGAGCGCUUCCAAGUUCUUUUUCACCCGCCGUGGGCGUGUGGUUUUUGAGAAGAACGACAAGGGUAUCGAUGUCGACCAAAUUAUGGACGAUGCGAUCGAGGCCGGUGCGGAGGAUCUCGGGAACGAUGAAGAUGGCAAUAUUGUUGUUUGGACAGAACCUACGGAGACGAUGCACCUCUGCAAGACCAUUGCGUCGAAGUUUGGCCUGAAGGUCCUCGAGUCCGACAUUAUCUGGCAGCCAAACGAGGACACGAUGGCUAAGCUGGAUGCAUCCGAAGCCCAGGUCGAGUUUAGGAAGUUGCUCAGGGACAUCAGAUCCCUCCCCGAUGUUCAGGCUAUCUAUUCAAACGUGACGAGGGGGGCCAUCAGCGAUGAAGAGUGGGACAAGAUAGAGGAAUAUCUCGACUCAUAG
Molecule: messenger RNA, 891 nt
Organism: Thermochaetoides thermophila DSM 1495
Lineage: Eukaryota; Fungi; Ascomycota; Sordariomycetes; Sordariales; Chaetomiaceae
Exons: 2
Coding region: 1-891 (296 amino acids)
Cellular component (GO): mitochondrion
Source: RefSeq, a predicted model, not a curated record